AAUUAAAAAUUAGUAAAAACACAAAAAGUCCAAACAGUUCGAACUUGGAGUGAGUAAACUUUGGCAGUGGCCGCUUGGCGCUUCAAGGAGACAGUGGCAUUCAGGGGUUUUCCGGUGGCAGUUGAAGAACAUGAGAAACUGCUCUCUUUUAUGCUGAAAGUGAAUUCGAAUUCAAACCAGGAGUAGCUUUCUAAAUCUUAACUGUAAACAAGUUCCAAUUCAAUGGAGGAGCGUUUGAAAUGGGUAACUUUAAUCGGCGCCGGUGCAUUCAUAGGCUCCAUUUCUACUCUUACUCUUCUCAAGCUUCUUCAUAGAAGGGUUGAAGAUAAAUGCUGCAGUUUGAAGACAGUAAAAUUCGAUGACAAACAAUUAAUCCUUGAGGAAGAUCGAGAUGGAUGCUAUAUGCAUAGGAUGGAAAGUCAAGUAAUUCCUGAUCUUUUGCAAGAUGAGAUAGUCUCUGAGCAACUAACAAGGAACAUUCAAUUCUUUGGUCUAGAUAGCCAGCAGAAAGUUACAAAAUCUUUCGUAGUGGUGAUUGGUCUUGGAGGCGUGGGGAGUCAUGCUGCAUCCAUGCUUUUGAGAUCUGGAGUUGGAAGGCUACUGCUUGUGGAUUUUGAUCAGGUCUCACUUUCAUCACUCAACCGACAUGCAGUUGCAUCACGUGAGGAUGUUGGCAUGCCAAAAGCUCUAUGUCUCAAGAAGCAUUUUUCAAAAAUUUUUCCAGAGUGCCAGGUUGAUGCUCAAGUGAUUUUGUACGACUUAUCCUCUGAAGAAAAGAUAUUAUCAGGCAACCCAGAUUUUGUUUUGGAUUGCAUUGACAACAUAGAUACAAAGGUAGCGUUGCUUGCUGCAUGUACUCGUCGGGGAUUAAAAGUUUUAUCUGCUACAGGCGCAGGUGCUAGAGCUGAUCCAACUCGAAUUCGUGUGGCUGAUUUGAGAGAAUCAACUAAUGACCCUCUUUCACGAGCUGUUCGGCAUCGAUUAAAGAGAGACUACGGUAUUGAAGGUGGAAUCCCUGUGGUUUUUUCCUUGGAAAAGCCUAAAGUGAAAUUGCUUCCGUUUAAGGGUCUGAGCGGAGAAGAGGAAAACCCUACUGAUUACCAGGUUGUACCAGGGUUUAGGGUUCGAAUUAUACCUGUUCUAGGAUCCGUUCCUGCAAUUUUUGGGCAGAUUAUGGCCUCAUAUGUUGUCACAAAGCUAGCAGGUCUGCAAAUUGAUACAGAGCCAAUAGUUAGUUUUGAUAUGGAUCACUAUCAAGUCCUUCAUCAACGCCUGAUUGAGCAUGAAGAAGUAGUUUAUGGUACUGCUUCUGAAGUACAGGUAGAUGUUGAAGAAGUGAGGUAUGUUGCAAAAGAGUUAUGGCAUGGAAGAAGUGCUAAAGAUGAGUCUCCUAAAGAUGUGGGACGUGCAAUGUGGCGAUCAAUUAAUGAAAUGAUGCUCGUCAGAUGGGAUCGCUCAAAGCCUGCAUCUGUUUCGAACUUGAUUCUUUUAAAGUUUGACGAGGUGGAUGAGCAUGAAUCGAUGACACUUGAUGAAAUCAAAGAAAAGGAUCCCGAGUUUUUCCAACGAGUGUCAAAUGUUCUUAAAAGAGCGAUUCUCGAUUUUAGCUUGUAGCUGCAUUCUCCUUCAACUCCGAAUUCAGAAAUUCUGUCUAACAAAGAGUUCAGCUUAUGCAAAGCAAAAAUUCGAGUUUGUUUCACGGAGACCAUUCAGAUAAGUCUUUAAAAGCUCGUUUUUCAAAGAAUUACGGGGAUUACCACAUUCUUUCGGAAGGUAGUCAAGGAGGAGCUAACCCCUCAACAAAAAAGUGAAAAUUCAUUUCAAUUUGCAAAUUUGUCAUGCUAUACGCUAUACUUAAGCAUACAUGAAGAACGAAGUUGCAACAUAGUGUAGAGUAUAUAUUAUAGACUAUGGCCUUAUGGCAUUGUUUAGCUGAAAUCGGAGAAUAUUGUGUUUUCUUUCCGGAGGAAGUCUAUAUAAGAAAAAAAAAAUGUCGUUCUUAUUUGUUCUUUUUUAGAAAUAUCGUCAUUUAAUUUGAAAAUUUCACCCCAUUUGCAAUUGCGCUUUGGAUCGAACAUACCCAUAUUAUGUUUGGACCAAGUACUAAAGACAAAUUGGGUACUUGGUCCAUGGUGUGACGCAACAAAUUUGCGUUUGGUGCAUUGCUAGUAUGUUCCUAGUUCGCUUUUGGACCUUUAUCUAAAGAAAUGAGUGUAUUUCAUGGCUUUUGGAUAUAAAGUUUUU
Messenger RNA from Amaranthus tricolor (Joseph's coat), 2244 nucleotides. RefSeq names its product tRNA threonylcarbamoyladenosine dehydratase. Lineage: Eukaryota; Viridiplantae; Streptophyta; Magnoliopsida; Caryophyllales; Amaranthaceae. Gene Ontology annotation, molecular function: tRNA threonylcarbamoyladenosine dehydratase activity; ubiquitin-like modifier activating enzyme activity. The transcript is spliced from 11 exons. The coding region runs from base 223 to 1614 and encodes 463 amino acids. The record is from RefSeq and is a predicted model, not a curated record. Gene Ontology annotation, biological process: cyclic threonylcarbamoyladenosine biosynthetic process. Gene Ontology annotation, cellular component: plastid.